UUCAUAAAAAUGGGAAAAGAAAAGAUCCAUAUCAACAUUGUGGUUAUUGGCCACGUCGAUUCUGGGAAAUCCACAACGACUGGGCACUUGAUCUACAAAUGUGGUGGUAUCGAUAAGAGAACGAUUGAGAAGUUCGAGAAGGAAGCUCAGGAAAUGGGAAAGGGAUCGUUCAAAUAUGCUUGGGUGUUGGACAAGUUGAAGGCCGAGCGUGAACGUGGUAUUACUAUUGACAUUGCUCUCUGGAAGUUCGAAACUGCCAAAUACUACGUCACAAUUAUUGACGCUCCAGGACAUCGUGACUUCAUCAAGAACAUGAUUACUGGUACAUCCCAAGCUGAUUGUGCUGUUUUGGUUGUUGCUUGUGGUACUGGAGAGUUCGAGGCUGGAAUUUCCAAGAACGGUCAAACUCGCGAGCAUGCUCUUCUCGCUCAGACUUUGGGAGUGAAGCAACUUAUCGUUGCGUGUAAUAAGAUGGACACGACCGAGCCACCAUUUUCGGAAGCUCGUUUUGAGGAGGUCAAGAAUGAAGUCUCCAGCUUUAUUAAGAAGAUUGGUUACAACCCUGCAACCGUUGCUUUCGUUCCUAUUUCUGGCUUUAAUGGCGACAACAUGUUGGAGCCGUCUGAUAAGAUGCCUUGGUUCAAAGGAUGGGCUAUUGAAAGGAAGGAUGGAAAUGCUAGCGGGAAGACUUUGUUGGAAGCCCUUGACGCUAUCCUGCCUCCAAGUAGGCCUACUGACAAGCCACUCCGACUUCCACUUCAAGACGUUUACAAGAUUGGAGGUAUUGGAACUGUGCCUGUUGGACGUGUUGAGACUGGAAUUAUUAAGCCUGGAAUGGUCGUUACCUUUGCGCCUCAAGGAAUUUCUACUGAAGUUAAGUCUGUUGAGAUGCACCACGAGUCUCUUCCUGAAGCUGUUCCUGGAGACAAUGUUGGAUUCAACGUUAAGAACAUUUCCGUCAAGGACAUCCGACGUGGUUCAGUCACUUCUGACUCCAAGAGUGACCCGGCAAAGGAGACCAAGCAAUUCACUGCUCAGGUUAUCAUCAUGAACCACCCUGGACAGAUUGCUGCUGGUUAUACACCUGUUCUUGACUGCCACACUGCCCAUAUUGCUUGCAAGUUCGCUGAGCUUAAGGAGAAGGUCGACCGUCGAACUGGCAAGAAGGUUGAAGACAAUCCAAAGGCUUUGAAGACUGGAGAUGCUGGUAUUGUCGACUUAAUUCCAACCAAGCCAAUGUGUGUUGAGGCUUUUACUGACUACGCUCCACUUGGACGCUUCGCCGUUCGUGACAUGCGUCAGACUGUGGCUGUUGGUGUUAUCAAGGCUGUCGAGAAGGUCGAAGCUGGUGGAAAGGUUACCAAAUCUGCACAGAAGGCUGGUGCUGCUGCUGGAAAGAAGAAAUAG
This is a messenger RNA of Meloidogyne enterolobii, 1407 nucleotides long. The record is from the annotation of a GenBank genome assembly. Lineage: Eukaryota; Metazoa; Nematoda; Chromadorea; Rhabditida; Meloidogynidae.